Messenger RNA from Exophiala viscosa, 1047 nucleotides. Its product is annotated as heterokaryon incompatibility protein-domain-containing protein. The transcript is spliced from 2 exons. The coding region runs from base 1 to 1047 and encodes 348 amino acids. The record is from RefSeq and is a predicted model, not a curated record. Lineage: Eukaryota; Fungi; Ascomycota; Eurotiomycetes; Chaetothyriales; Herpotrichiellaceae.
AUGUGGCCUUUCAAAAAACACAGUGACGUCUCUUGGUGGAACAGGAAGACCAUCUUCACGCCGCUUACUGGGCAAAAUGCAAUCCGACUCCUGGAGCUGCUUCCGGGGAACGGCGAUGAUUCGAAUGCUAUAUCGUAUACAUGGGGUACGGAUACCUCCACAGCCAAGAUCUUGGUCAACGGCCGCGAAGUACAGAUCCUAUCUAUGGCAGUAAGGAUGAUGCAAGAGCUCCGUCACCAGACCGACACUCAAACGCUUUGGAUUGAUACUAUCUGUAUCAAUCAGUGCGAUAUAGCAGAACGCAGUUCACAAGUACAGAAAGUGGGUGACAUUUUCUCAACCGCUGUGCGCGUAAUCUGUUGGUUGGAGGAUAUCAAAAACGUAUCUCCCGAAUUCAAGGUUUCCGAUGUUUUUGAUAUCGUCGUCAAACGCCGUCCACCUAAUGAGGCGGCGGUCAUCACGUUCUUCAACCACAGAUAUUGGAGAAGGCGAUGGAUCAUUCAAGAGGUCGCACUGUCACAGUCCGCCCUCAUAAAAUGUGGACCUCAUGUUCUUCCAUUGGCCUGUGUUUCUGAGAUUGUCGAGUUAUGCCGAGGCAUACCUAGUUGUCAGAGGUUUUCAGACAGCCUUGCCAUGCGUCUGUAUCAUCUUCAAAGGUCGAGUCCACGGAGGGAGAUAACCCUUACACAAUUGCUGAGAGACUAUGCAAACACGAACUGCCAGGAUGUGCGGGACACAGUCUUCGCUUUAGUGUCUUUGUCGCAAACUGCGCGCCAACACUUCACCGUGGACUACACAUACGAUGAAGCUGAUCUUCUUCUUGCGACCAUAGAAUUCUGUUACUUCUACGACUGGGAACGGCAUAUCAUUCCAUUGGCGCUUUCACUCGCCAAAGGACUUAAGCUCCACCCCGGGAAGCUCGAUUUGAAGGACGGUAGAAGAUAUCGAAACCCUCAACCCGUGGUUAUCAAAAGCUCUUUCCACACAAGGGGUGAAGCUAUUGAGAGUGUCAUAACUCCAGAUCUCUACAAUGCCCGGGGGCCCUAG